UUCAACAUGUUCAUCGGUGUUCAUGUUGUGGUAUUUUUGGGAAAGACAAGUUUGACGUUACUAUAAUGAUCACGUAACGAAUAAACAUAUAUUUGCAGUGAGAGUCAUAAGUAAAUCACAUGACGGAACGUUAUAAUUAACAUCCAGUUGAACAUGAAAAAACACCAUGUGAUGUUGAACUCUUUCAUUAAGCACGGAACAUUGUACUUAAAGUAUUGAUUGUAAAUGGAGAUAAGCAGUUGGCACCAAAGAACUUUAUCAUGUUAUUUAUUGUUCACCCAUUGAGAAUCAGCAGGCGCAUAUCGUGUAAUUUUGUGCCGAAAUUAUCGAUCGUCAAAUAUUCCAGUUGUCCGAAGCAAAAGACAACAAGAAUAUGCGCGGAAGAAGUGGCACAAACGGUAGAAGAUAGCAAAGUGCGAGUUGCCUCUGUGAUCCCAUUGACCUCAGUAAUUCCUCUGCACACUAAGGAAAGUGUCACGCAUAAAGUUAAAAAAGAUCCGGAAAAAGUAAAGGAAUCAGAAUGGACGCCUAUGGUUACCGAUCAUGGUACACUUCUCAAGCAGUAUCUCAAAUUAUCGAAAAUUAAACUGACGUCUCUUGUUGUGGCAACAACCAUGGCUGGAUACGCACUGGCUCCCGCGCCAUUUGACAUUUACACAUUUGCCAUGUGCUUUCUUGGCACUGGUUUAGUCUCUGGCACGGCAAAUACAAUUAAUCAAAUUUUUGAAGUUCCGUUUGACGCACAAAUGAAACGAACGAAAAAUCGAACGUUGGUUUGUGGUCGAUUAACGACUGUUCAUGCAGCAGUAUUCGCGACAAUAUCCGGUGUUGUUGGCUUGUCUUUACUUUACCAUCAAGUGAACAGCGUGACGGCAAUCUUGGGCGCUGUUAAUGUUGUGUUGUACACGCUCGUCUAUACGCCUAUGAAACGUAUUAGUAUCGCCAAUACAUGGAUCGGUUCUGUUGUAGGAGCAAUACCUCCACUCAUGGGUUGGGCAGCUUGCACCGGCGAUGUGAUGACACCAGGUGCUUGGAUCCUGCCUGGUAUUUUGUACGCGUGGCAAUUUCCACACUUCAACGCGCUUUCUUGGAACCUAAGACCUGAUUACUCGCAAGCUGGCUAUCGAAUGAUGGCCGUGACAGAUCCGGGUUUGUGUCGUAGAACAACCGUGAGAUACACCGCUGCUCUGACGGGUCUGUGCUACUUGGCUCCUGUAUUAGACGUGACCAGUUGGUGGUUUGCACUGACUUCGACGCCACUCAACGUAUAUUUUCUUUAUUUAGCCUGGAGAUUCAAUCAACAUUCGGAUAGUGCUAAUUCUAGAAAAUUAUUUCGAUUUUCGUUACUGCAUCUGCCUCUAUUAAUGAUACUGAUACUCACAAACAACAAAUAUUGGAGUAACACGAAAAAGCAAGACGACGAAGUCAAGUCUCGUAACGAACUAGUGAAGGAAAACAAGUUACUGACCGUGUUAACGUCUGUUACUCCAGCCACGUCGUCUGUGUAGUGAUACUUGUAAGUUGGACACGGGAUGGUGAUGAUAGUAUUAAAAAAAUGGUUGCGAUAUCACAUGUCUCGGAUUCGCGAGAUCUGCACAUUACCUCACCAACUUUGUAACAUAUUGUGUAAAAUAUCGUUGUACGAUACGUCGCUGUUAGACCGCCGCUUUGUGUGUGGGUCUAUGGUGUUAAUUUAACUUAAUAAACAAAAAAAAACGA
Molecule: messenger RNA, 1719 nt
Organism: Pseudomyrmex gracilis
Lineage: Eukaryota; Metazoa; Arthropoda; Insecta; Hymenoptera; Formicidae
Gene: Cox10
Product: protoheme IX farnesyltransferase, mitochondrial
Exons: 8
Coding region: 261-1508 (415 amino acids)
Biological process (GO): heme biosynthetic process
Cellular component (GO): mitochondrial membrane; mitochondrion
Molecular function (GO): protoheme IX farnesyltransferase activity
Source: RefSeq, a predicted model, not a curated record